Messenger RNA from Prunus armeniaca (apricot), 435 nucleotides. The record is from the annotation of a GenBank genome assembly. NCBI's taxonomy places the organism in Eukaryota, Viridiplantae, Streptophyta, Magnoliopsida, Rosales, Rosaceae.
AUGUCAGCAGAAGUGCCCAAGUGUUCAAUUGAAGAGUACCUGAUGUUCUUCAGGCACUGCACUAAGAGAUCUGCAGCUCAAUGGCAAGUGGUGGUCAGAAGGACCUAUCCUUGGUUGCAGCAUGGAUUCAAACUGUUUAAGAAGGAACCAAAAGAAGCAGCGGCCAGAAUAGACUUUAGGAAGAAGUUCCUGAGCGUGACUUUGCCCCGGGACCUGCCCUUUGGUGGUGGGAAGCCUCAAAACUAUCAUUUGGGGGCAGAGGUGUACCAUCUCAACUUCUGUGCAAUGCAACUUGGCUGCGCUCAGCUUAUUCCACUCAAAUCAUACAGAAGCUGUAAUCGGACCACUUUCUCGAUAGAUUCAAAUGAUCUGGAAGUUCACAAGGACUGCAGGUGCUCUGUGAACAAGAUCAACAAUAGUGUGGAUGCUCAUUAA